CCUGGUCUUGCGGCCUGAGCCCAGGGGCUGAGCUUCCUGAGACCUUGGCCACAGCUGCCCCGGGUGGCGAGCGGGUUGUGGGGAGAAGAGGCGAGGACGGAGAGCAGAGCUCGCGGAGAAGCUCCGGCCCGAGCGCGCAGGCUCUCGGCUGCAGCGGCCACCAUGCUGCCCGCGGCGCCCGGCAGAGGGGCUGGCACGGCCGCCCGGACCCCCUGCGGCCCGGCGCCCCCAGGAAAUACGAAAGACAUCAUAAUGAUGUAUGAAGAAGAUGCUGAGGAAUGGGCUUUGUACUUGAAGGAAAUUUUUUUACGUGUUGUGAGAAGGGAAGCGAUCUUGUUAUAUUGCUUAGAGAAUUCUACUCUUUGGCAUUUGGAAUCGCUGAACUUAACCUCUUACAAAUGUAAACUUUUGAUAUUAUCAAAUAGCCUGCUUAAAGACCUAACUCCAAAGAAAUGUCAGUUUCUGGAAAAGAUACUUCAUUCACCAGAAAGUGUAGUUACUAUGCUUUGUGGAGUGGACAGUUCAGAUCAACUCUAUAAAUUAUUAAGUGUCUCUGGAAGCAAAUGGGAGAUCUCGACGGAGCAGGAGCCAGAAGACUACAUCUCUGUAAUCCAGAGUAUCAUAUUCAGAGGUUCUGAAGACUACCUUGAAGUUGACAUUCCAACAAAUGUAAGAGUUAAACACUCUGGGGAAAUAAAUGAGAGAAGGAAAACUGAAGAAUUACCAGAAGCUUCAGGAGGCACCACCCCACUGGCAAUAGUGGUUCCUGCUGAAAUUCCAUGUGAGAAUCCUGGUGAAAUAUUCAUUAUUUUGAGAGAUGCAGUCAUUGGUGAUACCAUGGAGGUUGAAUUUACGUCAAAUAACAAGCGUGUUAGAACACGGCCAGCCCUUUGGAAUAAGAAUGUCUGGUGCAUGAAAGCUUUAGAUUUUCCUGCUGGCUCCGUCAAUGUCGAUGUCUACUGUGAUGGAAUUGUUCAGGCCACAACCAAGGUUAAAUACUAUCCAACAGCAAAGGCAGUGGAAUGCCAAUUUAAAGUGGCAGAUGCAGGAGAGAGUUUGUGCCAGACUGACAUGGAAGAACUUGAUGGUGUGCUUACAGCCAUAUUCAAACAGGAGAUACCAUAUUAUGAGUUCCAAUCUCUUCAGACCGAAACCUUCUCUCAAAAAGAAUAUACUCAUUUCAAAGAAUUUCCAACUCUUCUCCACUGUGCCGCAAAAUUUGGCCUAAAGAACCUGGCUGUUCAUUUGCUCCAAUGUUCAGGAGCAACCUGGGCAUCUAAGGUGAAAAAUACAGAAGGUUCAGACCCAGCACAUAUUGCUGAAAGGCAUGGUCACAAAGAACUCAGGAAAAUCUUUGAAGACUUUUCAAUCCAAGAAAUUGGAGGAAAUAAUGAGCAAGAAAAUGAUUAUGAACAGGACAUUGUCUCAUUUUCCACAUAUAUUCCUUCCACAGAGCACCCGGGAUUUCAUCACCCAGGUGGGGAGAUGCACACACAGAGUGCAGAGGGCACUGAGGCCCUUGAUACUCCACGGAAAGAAAAAGAGAGCGGAUCGGAUGAGGAGGCUGCACACAGCUCCCCAGAGGCUGGCAGUGGGAGUUCUGAGGACCAGUACGAUGACUUGUAUGUGUUCAUUCCUGGAGCUGAGCCAGCAGGGACUUCAGGAGAGCCACUUGUGAGCAGCAGACCACCACUCCCCCCACCGCGACCCAUACCCACCACCUUCCAACUGGAAAAAACCAACUUCAAUGUACAAGCAGGGACAACGGUGGAAGGCUACAUGGAAAGCAGUCAAACCUGGUGUGAUCGAGGUGUAAGACAAGAAACAGGAGGUGAAUCUAAAAGGGAAGAAGAAAAGAAAGAUGAAAUGGAGCAGGAGGAGGAAGAAGACCCAUACACUUUCACUGAAAUAGAUGACAGUGAAUACGACAUGAUACUGGCCAAUAUGAGUAUAAAGAAAAAAACUGGAAGUCGGUCUUUCAUUAUCAAUAGACCUCCUGCCCCUACACCCCGACCCACAAAUAUCCCUCCAAAAGAGAAAACCACACCUUACAUAGCUCAAGUGUUCCAACAAAAGAAAGCCAGAAGACAAUCUGAUGAUGACAAGUUUCCUGGUGUUCCUAAGAAACAAGAGUGGGCUCGGAUGGAGAGUCUGACUGCUGGGCAAGAAGAACUCAUUCUCCUGCAGGAGAAAGUCAAGAACGGGAAAAUGUCUAUGGACGAAGCCCUGGAGAAAUUUAAACACUGGCAGAUGGGAAAGAGUGGCCUGGAAGUGAUUCAGCAGGAAAAACUACGCCAACUACGAGUUUGCAUUAUUGGGAAGAGACCAGAAGAAGAAAAAGUCUGUGAUAAGCUCACCAUUGUGCACCAUCCAAGUGGUAAGGAAAUUGCUCACAAUGAAAAUAUGUUGGGUAACAUACCUGUCAGCAAUAAGUUCCCUGCUCGACUCCAAGUAGAAAAGGAAUUUGGUUUCUGUGGCAGGAAAGAUCAUUAAAGAAGAUUAUUAUAAAGAAACUCAAGAAUCCACAGACAUUGUGCUUCUAGGAUGAAACAAGCUUAUAUUUGGAUUGCCUGUUCUCUCUGGGGCAAAUCUAUGUUACAAAAGCAGAAACAAGCCUUUGGAUUUCAGAAUUUGUUAUUGCCACAGAUUAUUGGUAUUAUACCUCCUUCAUAUUGGUUUAUCAAUAUUAAAACAGAAUGCCAUACAGCAAUUGCAAUCUUUGAACAUUCCUGCAAUUUUACAAUGCACUUUGCCAUUUGCUAAUACCCAUUUGAAAAGUAAAAUCAAACAGGAGCAGAGAAGUUAAAUGCUGUGUAGCAAAAGUAUUGGGUUUACUUGGGACAGUAACCUUGGCAGAUUACUUCUCCUCUCCUCAGAAUAAACCAUGAAAAUACAAAUUCACUUAGUCCAGUUGCCUUGUGAGUGGCUGGUCUUUUCCUUAAAUUUUUCACAGUUAAAUUAUUAUUGUUACAUCAUGUUUGCAGAUACCUUUUCUUAUUCAGUGUCUAUUUGCCUAUAAUCCUGAGAAUAUUAUUUGAAAAAUUUUCUAUAUUUCAAAUUAAUAUACCUAUCUACAACCUAUAUUUAUUAAAAGUCUUAAAAUUUCAUCAAUCUAUUUCUUAGAAACAAUUUAUUAACUAGCUUAGAACAGAAUCCAGUUUUACAUUCCUACUGUAAUUUCCAUAUACAUAUGCCACAAGUAAAUCAAAUGUUUAAAGCUAUGCCUGACUUUUCCAAAUAAAUGUUUGAGAGUUAACGAAUAAAUUUUUCUGCUUACCUAUUUAAAAGCAGAGGUCUACCAAAUAAUUUUAAAAUAAAUACUUCAGAGAGAGAUUGGCCUAUUCUAGUGGCAUAAAGCUAGUAUGAAACACCGUUUACAACCCUUUCUUCUUCUUUUUUUUUUUUUUUCGGUAUGAGGGUAUAUACAUAUAGUUUAGCAUGAUUAGAUUACAUUGUUUAAAUUUGUUAGAUAAAAUCUGUCCCCCUCACCCAGGAAGGGGGCCGUGUACCCUUACACGGUGUCUCCACUCCCUUCCUCCCUUCUGCCACCUCCCUCCCUUUCUUCCCCUCCUUCUAACCCCCCUCUCACCCUCUUGAGUCUAAUUGUAUUUUUCUCUUAUGUGGGUGUAUAUUUAUUCAUCUAUUGGUUUCAUAUUAGUAUUGAGUACAUUGGAUACUUGUUUUUCCAUUUUUGUGAUAUUUUACUAAGUAGAAUGUUCUCCAGCUCCAUCCAGGUUAUUACAAAAAUAUAUAGUCUCCCUCAUUUUUUACAGCUGAAUAGUAUUCCAUGGUGUACAUAUAACACAGGUUAUUAAUCCAUUCAUGGAUUGAUGAGCACUCAGGUUUGUUCCACAUCUGGACGAUUGUGAAUUGAGCUUGCAGUCCUUUCUGCAACCAUUUCUGCAAGCCGUACUUGGGCUGCCUUACUUUGUGGGGCCCACCUGAAAGGCAGGGCUACCACAUAGAAGAUGGAAAAGGAUAAGAUUAUCAAUAGAACUGACCUCAAAUUGAUGCAUGACAGUGUAUCAUUCCCUCAAUAGUCUCAUCUUCAAUUGAUCUUGCUUCUUACCUAAUUUUAUGAGUAUUAAAUGGCACAUGUAUUUAAACACACAAUACCAUACUACAUUCAAGAGCAUGACCUUUGAUGUAAGACCAAUCUAGUUUGAAUCUUCACCCAGCUGUGUACUAGGUGUGUGAACAAGGCCACAUUUUCCAUCUCCAUGAUCCUUAUGUCAUCACUAAUAAAAUGGUUUAAUAAUACCAAUAUUAGCAUAAGUUGUUCAGAAUUAAAUGUAGAGAGAUAAUUUAAUUGACUUGUCAUCUGAAGAGGACAUUUUGGAUCAGAAAAGGAAGUACUAUUUACGACCAUGAGUAACUGAGACUGCCUCAAUGCCUCAAGCAUAAACUACUUUGUAUGGUCAUUCUGCUUAAAUUAGAUGUAAGUUCUUGGAACAUUGUGGCUCCAAGUAAAUAGUCAAUGAAGAUAGUUGGGAACCCACCACAUCCGGCAUAUGGGGCUGGCGCCCUACUCCUUUGAGCCACAGGCACGGCCAGAGUUUAGCACUUUUUAUACUGAUUUUUCCUUAAGCAUCAAAUCCCUAUUAUAAAUGCUGGUUUCUAUUUUUUUUUUACUUUUUUUUUUUUUUUAUUAAAUCACAGCUGUGUACAUUAAUGUGAUCAUGGGGCACCAUACACUGGUUUCAUAGACCGUUUGACACAUUUUCAUCACACUGGUUAACAUGGCCUUCCUGGCAUUUUCUUAGUUAUUGUGCUAAGACAUUUACUUUCCACAUUUACUAAAUUUCACAUAUAACCUUGUAAGAUGCACCGCAGUUGUAAUCCCACCAAAAAAAAAAAAAAAAGUGCUAAACUGGAACUUGAAAAGCGGGCAAUAUUGGGAUGGAUAGCAGUCAGAAAUAGUCAAAGCCAUGAAAAAUAGGUGAAAGAACAAAUGAAAAAUUGGUAUUUUUAAAAUAUUUAUGAUACAAUUACUAAAAAUGUCAUCAAAAAAUUGCUAACAUAUAUCUUGAGUUAAGAGAAUAUAUUUACUUUGAAUUAUCAGUGAUUAUGUUAAACACCAGAGUGCAAAUUUAAUAAAAUUGUUGAGAUAAACACAAAAUAAAAAUAUAAUAUGAAAAAAAAGAA
This is a messenger RNA of Nycticebus coucang (slow loris), 5145 nucleotides long. It is a transcript of the gene BANK1, whose product is annotated as B cell scaffold protein with ankyrin repeats 1. NCBI's taxonomy places the organism in Eukaryota, Metazoa, Chordata, Mammalia, Primates, Lorisidae. The transcript is spliced from 17 exons. Gene Ontology annotation, biological process: signal transduction; B cell activation; negative regulation of phosphatidylinositol 3-kinase/protein kinase B signal transduction. Gene Ontology annotation, molecular function: protein tyrosine kinase binding; signaling receptor binding. The record is from RefSeq and is a predicted model, not a curated record. Bases 163 to 2493 code for a protein of 776 amino acids.